AUAAUCUAAAUUUUCAAUUUAUUUUCUUCUAGUACUAGAACCCAUUAAAAACAAAAAAAAAUGGAGAAAACAAUUUUAAAAAAAUCAGACAAAACUGCCAAUCAUCUUUCCUCCUCAGUAGGAAACAUCCAUCAUUGUACCCAACAAUCCCUUUCACCAUUAGAAUCAAAAACCUCAACUUCCUUCUUCUUCUUUUCACUCUUCUUUCAUCUAUACACAUACACAUUUUACACUCAAUACACAAAUACAUAUUUUUUCACAAAAACAAAAAGAUACAUAAAUACAUACGAACUAGUAUACUAUACAUACAUACACACACCUUGGAAUCUCUAUAUAACCUUUUUAUUCUCUUCUUUCCUUUUUCCCUCUCCCCCAAUUUCCUCACUUCUCUCUCUCUUAAUAAUCUUUGAUUCUUUUCAUUGAUCAUCGACCAACCAAAAAAAAAAAAAAAAUCAGAUCUUUGAAAGCUUUUCUUUUUGAACUCAAAAAAUGGAUCCGUCCUCUGCAAACUCAGUGAACGGAUUCUACUCAUUUCUAAACAGAUCAAUGGAAGAUCUCGAAAGAGUUUAUCUUUCAAACAAUUUCAUGUCCGUACACUUUUUACAGAGAGCUCUCUGUCUUCUUCGUACCUCUCACUCUCAUCUCACUCUCUUAGUUCAAAAACUUCAACUUCCCGUCGGUGACAAAUGGCUCGAUGAGUAUAUGGACGAAAGCUCUAAACUUUGGGAAGCUUGUCUCGUCAUCAAAUCCGCUGUCUCUUCCGUCGAAAACUUCUCCUCCGCCGGAAUUUCAAUCGCGUCGACACUCGAUGGUCAUCACCACCACCGUCGUCUCUCUCCUCAGCUUUCUCGUCAGGUGAUAAGGGCAAUAUCAGGAUGUAGAAGAGAAGCGAUUGGGAUAGAGGAAGAAAACAGAGCAUUAAUGGAGAAUCGAGUUCAAAGGUUUCCAUUUUGGUCGGAACAAACGUCGGCGACGGCGAUGGAAUCGUCGACGAAGUUGCAAAACGGAUUCAGUGGUUUUCGCGGCGUGCUUUACGCGACUAGGAACAUGAGUUCUCUUCUCCUUAUGGUUUUAAUGAACGGUCUCGUCUACUGUUUCCCCGGCGACGCAGCAACGCAGACGCAGAUAACGCAAACGCAGAGUCAAGUCGGAGGUUUCGCCGGAGCGAUGGGGAGGUUACAGCAGAGAGUGGCGGCUGAGGUUGGGAGGAUGGGGAUAAGGAAAGGUAUAUUGAUGCAUGAGUAUCGCCGGAGCAAAGCGGCGUUGGAGGAGCUUAAAGCAGAGCUGGAGCGGCGAUUCUGCGGCGGUGGCGGCGGAGGAGGAGAGAGGGAAGAGGAGGAAGAGAGGGAGUUGAGAGAGAGAGUGGAGAAUCUGAAAGGGUAUUUUGGUAAUUUAAGGAAUGGGACAGAGAGUAUAGUGGCGCAAAUCGAUGAUUUCUUCGAUGAAAUUGUUGAAGGAAGAAAAAAGCUUUUGGAUUUCUGCAGCCAUAGAUGAAUCAAUAUCAAAAGCUGACAUUUUGUUUUUCUGUUUACAAAAAAAAAAAAAAAAAAUUGGGUAGGCUUUUAGGCUUAGAUGAAUCAGUUGGUAGGGAGUUGUUGUAACUUUUUUUUUUUCUCUCUUUUUUACUUUGUUGUUAUGAAAAAAAAAAUUUGAAAUUUGAGAAUUUUGUCACUCUACUCCAUUUUAGUAUUUUGAAGUUUAUAUAUGUAAUUCUAGAAAUGGAGUGAUUCUCUGAAUCAUAUAUAAAGUAAAUGUCUGCUUUUCAGUU
This is a messenger RNA of Arabidopsis lyrata subsp. lyrata, 1768 nucleotides long. RefSeq lists its product as uncharacterized. Bases 490 to 1494 code for a protein of 334 amino acids. NCBI's taxonomy places the organism in Eukaryota, Viridiplantae, Streptophyta, Magnoliopsida, Brassicales, Brassicaceae. The record is from RefSeq and is a predicted model, not a curated record. The transcript has 2 exons.